This is a messenger RNA of Coregonus sp. 'balchen', 14726 nucleotides long. The record is from the annotation of a GenBank genome assembly. Lineage: Eukaryota; Metazoa; Chordata; Actinopteri; Salmoniformes; Salmonidae.
AUGGACCGAAACUGUACAGCAGUGAGAGAAAUCCUGUCGGUGGCUGAGCGGGUCAACCCCCCACCCCCUAUGGUCAGCGGGUCAACCCCCCACCCCCUAUGGUCAGCGUGUCAGACAAGUGGCACUUGGGCACAAGCUAAGGCUUAAUUAACCUUGGCUGGAGGUUCCUGGUGGAAGGUAAACCCCCCACCCCCUAUGCGGCAGGGAAAACCCCCUAAUGACCACCCAAGGACCGCUGCCUACACCGUCCAAUGAUUAGUGUUCUGUCCAAGGCAAGAGCGUUGUUAGUAGAGCUCACUGAUUGGUCAUUCAGAAAGAGUGCCGUUUUGGCAGAACCCAUCGGCCUCCGCUUUUUGGGGAGGUACAGUAGAACAGAAGCUUUCUUGGCUCCCUCAGCCUUUUAACUCAAUGAGUAGAUAUGAUAUGAUGGAUAUAAUCUCAGAUAUGUAUCUGUGAUUCAUUACAUAAAUUUGGUUCUGUUCUGUUGUAAGUUUCUUCACACAACUGCGCUCUUCAACAUUUUGCUCUAAAUAGGCAACCGAGCUACAUUACAUCACAUCUCUACAUGAAAAUCUUUGAUGGAUUGUUGUUGGCAUUAUAUAAUGAUGUAUUCAUUUCACCAUUCCCAAAAUACCAUAUUGGUAUUCUAUUACUAAAAGCCUGCUCUUACCAACCAUUGGCUGGCUAGAUGCCCUGUGGGCUAAAUAACAUGACGCAAGAUUGUUUCUACUGGCUACAAUGACAGAAAAAAAAAUGAGGAAUGGACUUAAAUGAAUGAGUUUCUCUGGGCCUGGGGGGACUCUUAGCCUCUCAGUGAAUGGGUUUCUCUGGGCCUGGGGGGACUCUUAGCCUCUCAGUGAAUGAGUUUCUCUGGGCCUGGGGGGCUCUUAGCCUCUCAGUGCAUCAAGCCUUUUCAUUGCUUAUUCUCUCAUGAAAUUCCUCUCUCUCUCUGAUUGAAAUGGCAGCCGGCAGAGGGCAAAGCAGUGGGGGGGUGGGGGGGGGGGGGUUCUCAUCCGUUUUUUUGGUUUCUCAUCCUCUUGUGUUAUUUUCCUUGUUGUGGAGAGGAGUGGAGGGACACAUGAGUGUUACUUUGUGAUGGGACUGAGGCCCCGGGCCAACUGCCAUUGUUGUAAUGAUGUAAGAAGGACUUUCUACCAGUGGCGGCCGGUGCCGUUUUAAGAUGAGGGAGGACAAUAUUUUUUCUUCAUGAGCAUGGGCCUUAUUUCUAUUACAGCAUAUUGGAUGACUGUCAUGCAUAUUCCGUUCACCCAGUUCGAUGUAACAGCGAUAGGUUUAGGCUACUACGUGAUACUUGAAUUUCCCAUAUAACCAUCACGAGGUUGCUACAACCCUAGCCUACGAAUGAAAGUUUUACAAUGUAGGUGCACACAGGUCGAGAGACAAAUUUGAGGUGACAGACAGUGACAUUCAAUAGCGCCUUGCACACUCUUGCCUGCAUCUAGCUGAUAAAGGGUGUAAUCAUUAGUCCAACAGUUGCAAACGAGAGUUUCUGUUAGACAAAGUCAGGUAUGUUUAUCCCCGUUUUUGUUCCGUUUGCUUCCGUUUUUAAGAAACGUUUUUUCAACAGAAUCGGCGGAAUGAAUACACCCCUGAUCACGCGUAAACAAAGUUCACUCUCAUAACAGCCACGUUGUAUUCCUUCUCUUCCCUUCGCUUGUGGACUUCAAUGCUCAACACAUCAGCUGUAUGUGACCCCGGCGAAAAAACCUUUCCAAGCCAAACCGUAUCAUAACCGCUACACACAGCCUAGAUCGUUGUCCCCAUAUUAGCUAAAGUAACGUCCUAGUCAACAUAGCUAAUAGAACUAAUGCGUUAGUAAACCUGCUACAAUCAUGCAGUAACGUUCCAGUGUACAGUCAGUAAGCGGUUACACCGGCGGGCCCCGGAGGCAAUAAAUUAGUAAUACCAAACGCUUACCUUGACUUGGAAGAGUUCCAGUGUUGUGUUGGAUAGUCAUAGCCAGCUAGCUAACAUAGCAUCCCUCUGUUUGAGCAGUGUGUUUCAGUAGGCUAAACUAGCCAGCUAGCUAACAUAGCAUCCCUCUGUUUGAGCAGGGUGUUUCAGUAGGCUAAACUAGCCAGCUAGCUAACAUAGCAUCCCUCUGUUUGAGCAGGGUGUUUCAGUAGGCUAAACUAGCCAGCUAGCUAACAUAGCAUCCCUCUGUUUGAGCAGGGUGUUUCAGUAGGCUAAACUAGCUAGCUGCAUUUGCUAGCUAAGUAAGUGAAACUGAAAGUGAAAAAAAAUAUCUCUCUUGCUUCUCCUUCAUUUUGGAAGAAAUUAAUUUGUUCAAAACUGUUCAACUAUUGUCUUUCUCUCUCUUUGAGUCAAGUACUCACCAGAUGUUAUGCACUGCAGUGCUAGCUAGCUGUAGCUUAUACUUUCAGUGCUAGAUUAAUUCUCUGAUCCUUUGAUUGGGUGGACAACAUGUCAGUUCAUGCUGCAAGAGCUCUGAUAGGUUGGAGGAUGUCCUCCGGAAGUUGUCAUAAUUACUGUGUAAGUCUAUGGAAGGGGAUGAGCCUCCUAGGUUUUGUAUUGAAGUCAGUGUACCCAGAGGAGGACGGAAGCUAGCUGUCCUCCGGCUACACCAUGGUGCUACCCUACUGUUGAGUGCUGUUGAGGCUACUGUAGACCUUCUUUGCAAGAUAGUGUGUUUUUAAUCAGUUAUUUGAUGACGCAAUUAUAUUUAGUAUAUUUUUAUCUAAAAUGUAUAUCUUUUUUAAUGUUUUACCUUUUUAAUUUUAAUGAAAUUCACUGAGGAGGAUGGUCCUCCUCUUCCUCCUCUGAGAAGCCUCCACUGCUUUCUACAUAACAGGCCUGGCCCGGCUACAGUGAGUGAAAGGGAAGCUGAGCGAGUGAUGAUUUCUAAUUCAUAUCAAAAGUUAAAGCUUGACUGAACUCACAUGGAUGGACAAAGUUGGGGGCCUGUUCUCCUCUCUCUCUCUCUCUCUCUCGCUCUCUCUCUCUCUCUCUCAUUCUCCUCUCAUCACAUCUCUCAUCUCUCUCCCUCUCGUCUCUCUCUCUCUCUCUCUCCUCCUCCCUCCUCUCUCCUCUCUCUCCUCUCCCUUCUUUCUUUCUCCUCUCCUCCUCCCUAUAUCUCUCUCUCUUGCCAUAUCCUCUCUCUCUCUCCAAUCUCUACUAUCUCUCCAUAUCUCUCUCUCUCUCCUCUCUCCCUCUUCUCUCUCCCCUAUCUCUCCCUCUAUCAUCCUCUCAUAUCUCUCUCCCUACUAUACCUUUCUCCCUCUCUCUAUCUCUCUCUCCCUAUAUCUCUCUCUCCCUAUUUUAUUUUUUAUUUUUAUUUACCUUUAUUUAACUAGGCAAGUCAGUUAAGAAACAAAUUAUUAUUUACAAUGACGCCUACAUCGGCCAAACCCGGACGACGCUGGGCCAAUUGUGCGCCGCUCUAUGGGACUCCCAUCACGGCCGGUUGUGAUACAGCCUGGAAUCGAACCAGGGGGUCUGUAGUGACGCCUCAAGCACUGAGAUGCAGUGCCUUAUCUCUUUCUCUCUCCUAGCUCUCUCCCUAUCUCUCUCCCUAUCUCUCUCCCUAGCGCUCUCUCUCUCUUUCUCUCUCUCUCCUCUCCCUCUCCCUCUCCCUCUCCCUCUCCCUCUCCCUCUCUCCCUAUCUCUCGCCCGCUCUCUCUUCAGUACUGGUGACACUGGGUGUCGUCUCUUCCAAUUCUUCUCAUUUUAGUUAUGAAAUCAAAGAAUUGGCAGUUGGUCUUAAGGGACCCCUACAGUCGAAGGUAUUUCAGUAGAGGGUAGUAGUUAGUUGGGUAGUUAGUUACUGUCUGCCCAGGGUAGUAGUUAGUUGGGUAGUUAGUUACUGUCUGCCCAGAAGGACUGGGAUGUGUGUGAUCUACCUUUCUGGACUCAAACACCCAGUGGCUUUUUCCAUCUUUAUCCACCACCUCAGGCCCACCAUCAACCGCCCUGUGAUGUUCUGAAAUAUAGUAGUGGAGUCAAUACAUCAUUAGCCUACUGACUUAUAUUGAUAAUCCACCCCCAGAAAGAAAUAUCAUGAAAUUCCUGUCAAUUUGGUGAAAACCUAUGUUCUGUCAGUGGGUAAAAUAUAAACAUUUCCCCAUGAUUUAAAUUCUAAGUGGUCCGUCUUGAGUGCAUACAUUUUUCAUACUGGCCCCCCCGUGGGAAACGAACCCACAACCCUGGCGUUGCAAGCGCCAUGCUCUACCAACUGAGCUACAGGGGGACUAACAUACUUGUUUAGAACACAUCUAUCUACAGUGCCUUCAGAAAGUAUUAAUACCCCUUGACUUAUUCCACAUGUUGUUGUUACAUCCUGAAUUCAAAAUGGGAUUAAAUAGAUUUUUUCACCCAUCUACACACAACAUCCCAUAAUGACAAAGUGAAAACAUGUUUUCAAAUGUAUUGAAAAUGAAAUAUCUCAUUUACAUAAGUAUUCACAACUCUUAGUCAAUACAUAUUAGAAUCAACUUUGUCAGCGAUUACAGCUGUGAGUCUUUCUGGGUAAGUCUCUAAGAGCUUUGCACACCUGGAUUGUACAAUAUUUGCACAUGAUUAUUUUCAAUAUUCUUCAAGCUUUGUCGAGUUGGUUGUUGAUUAUUGCUAGACAACAAUUGUCUUGCCAUAGAUUUUCAAGCCGAUUUAAGUCAAACCUGUAACUAGGCUUCUUAGGAACAUUCAAUGUUGUCUUGGUAAGCAACUCCAGUGUAUAUUUGGCUUUGUGUUUUAGGUUAUUGUCCUGCUGAAAGGUGAAUUCAUCUCCCAGUGUCUGUUGGAAAGCAGACUAAACCAGGUUUUCCUCUAGGAUUAUUUUUAUCCUGAAAAAAAAACUCCCUAGUCCUUGUCAAUGACAAGCAUACCCAUAACAUGAUGCAGCCACCACCAUGCUUUAAAAUAUGAAGAGUGGUACUCGGGGAUUAGUUGUUUGGAUUUGCCCCAAACUUAACGCUUUGUAUUCAGGACAUAAAGUUAAUUUCUUUGCCAAAUCUUUUCAGUUUUACUUUAGUGCCUUAUUGCCUGUUGAAAUCACCGGCCACUUUAAGAAAUGGAACACUAGUCACUUUAAUAAUGUUUACAUAUCUUGCACUACUCAUCUCAAAUGUAUAUACUGCAUUCUAUUCUAUAAUAUUCUACUGUAUCUUAGUCCAUGCCGCUCUGUCAUUGCUUGUCCAAAUAUGUAUAUAUUCUUAAAUUCCGUUCCUUACUAGUUUUGUGUGUAUUGGGUAUAUGUUGUGAAAUUGUUAGAUAUUACUGCACUGUCAGAGCUAGAAGCAUAAGCAUUUCGCUACACCUGCUAUAACAUCUGCUAAACACGUGUAUGUGACAAAUACAAUUUGAUUGGAUUUGAUUAUUGCAUACAGGAUGCAUGGUUUGAAAUAUUUCCGUCUUUUCCCUCUGUCACUUAGGUUAGUAUUGUGGAGUAACUACAAUGUUCUUGAUCCUUCAGUUUUCUCCUAUCACAGCCAUUAAACUCUGUAACUGUUUUGAAGUCACCAUUGGCCUCAUGGUGAAAUCCCUGAACGGUUUCCUUCCUCUCCGCCAACUGAGUUAGGAAGGACGCCUGUAUCUUUUGUAGUGACUGGGUGUAUUGAUACACCAUCCAAAGAGUAAUUCAUAGCUUCACCAUGCUCAAAGGGAUAUUCAAUGUCUGUUUUUUUUAUAUUUACCCAUCUACCAAUAGGAGCCCUUCUUUGCGAGGCAUUGGAAAACCUCCCUGGUCUUUGGUUGAAUCUGUGUUUGAAAUUCACUGCUCGACUGAGGCACAUUACAGAUAAUUGUAUGUGUGGGGUACAGAGACGAGGUAGUCAUUCAAAUAUCAUGUUAAGUCCAUGCAACUUAUUAUGUGACUUGUUAAGCACAUUUUUUACUCCUGAACUUAUUUAUGUCUGGCAGACAUAUCAGUAUGGAUGACGGAUCACCACCUCAAGCUGAACCCUGGCAAGACGGAGCUGCUCUUCCUCCCGGGGAAGGACUGCCCGUUCCAUGAUCUCGCCAUCACGGUUGACAACUCCGCUGUGUCCUCCUCCCAGAGUGCGAAGAGCCUAGGCGUGACCCUGGACAACACCCUGUCGUUCUCCGCCAACAUCAAGGCGGUGACCCGCUCCUGCAGGUUCAUGCUCUACAACAUUCGGAGAGUACGACCCUGCCUUACACAGGAAGCGGCACAGGUCCUAAUCCAGGCACUUGUCAUCUCCCGUCUGGACUACUGCAACUCGCUGUUGGCUGGCCUCCCUGCCUGUGCCAUCAAACCCCUACAACUCAUCCAGAAUGCCGCAGCCCGUCUGGUGUUCAACCUUCCCAAGUUCUCUCACGUCACCCCCCUCCUCCGCACACUCCACUGGCUUCCAGUUGAAGCUCGCAUCCGCUACAAGACCAUGGUGCUUGCCUAUGGAGCAGUGAGGGGAACGGCACCUCUGUACCUUCGGGCUCUGAUCAGUCCCUACACCCAAACGAGGGCAUUGCGUUCAUCCACCUCUGGCCUGCUGGCUCCCCUUCCUCUGCGGAAGCAUAGUUCCCGCUCAGCCCAGUCAAAACUGUUCGCUGCUCUGGCACCCCAAUUGGUGGAACAAGCUCCCUCACGACGCCAGGACAGCGGAGUCAAACUCACCCCUUCCGGAGGCAUUUGAAACCCCACCUCUUUAAGGAUACUGGGAUAGGAUAAAGUAUCCUUCAUACCUCACCCAUCCAAGGACUCACUCCCUAAAUUGUAAGUGUCAUCCACCUGGCUAUUAGGGUGACGCACCAAUUGGUUGUGCUCUGUAAGGACGUCCUAAAUGACUAAGGCCUUGAGCAAGCAUUAUCCCUAAUGGUCCGUAAGUCGCUCGGAUAAGAGGUCAUGCUAAUGACAAAUUUAUGGAAUUUAAAAUUUUUAUCCUCCAUUAGGCUUGCCAUAACAAAGGGGUUGAAUACUUAUUGACUCAAUACAUUUUUAAUUCAUUUGUAAACAUUUCUAAAAACAUAAUUCCUCUUUGACAUUAUGCGGUAUUGUGUGUAGGCCAGUGACACGAAAUCUGUUCUGGGCAAUACUGAAUCAAAUUAACGAAAUUAGUUGAAAGAUUCGUUCUUUUGACUGAACGAGUCAGUAAAGAUCUGAGUCAGUAAAGAUCUGAGUCAGUAAAGAUCUGAGUCAGUAAAAAGAGCCUAACUUCCCGACACUAGUUUCUCCUCUGAAACCCCGCGCACAGGCCGUUUUGUGUUGCCAUGGCAACCACUAACGCAAAGUUUUGAGCUAGAAACAUGAUCUCUAACAGGUUGAACAUGGCGAAAUUGUAACUCCUAAAUUGAUAGUGCAGUUUGUUUCAGGGAUUUUACAACUAGCUAGCUACUUCACAUGCUGAUAUGGACUUUGGUAUUGUGUGUCGCUACGUUUUACAGCCUGUCCAGAGAGAACGCAUUGCAUUGUGGGUUUUGUAGUCGACCUGAGCUCCAGCAGAUUUCCAUAACAAUUUUUUACAUGUUGCUUCCUAUCUUAUUAUAACGAUGAAAUGCAAAAAAAAGGAAAUCACAACAUAUUGUUCUCACAAAUUAUUUAACAAUGUAAAUCAAAGGAAUUUGUGGUUUUAAGUGGAUUAUUCCUUUAAAAGCCGUGAUGUCAUGUUCCCCAAAAUCACUUGGGAAAAGAGAUGCAUUGUGUCUAUGAAGCAUUGUAAAGCCAAUGUACACUGUUAAUUACAAUGUUAGAAACAAGACUAACCGUAAACGUGAUUUUAAAUGUAUAUAAGCUGUUCUGUAGCCUUUGAAAUACUCUUUUUGGGACAUAACAUUAACUCUUACUUCCUCUCAGGCUGUUUGAAGGCUCCUCACCAAAGAAGAGGGAGAAACUUAAAACACUUUUGUGCUAUUUUAGAAGUGUAACCGAGCAAAGUACGUUUUUUUUUAAUUAUCAAAUCAAUGUUAUGUAAAUUAUGUUAUAUUGGUUUCAAACCAAAAGCAUUGAUAAUUGAUUGAACUUUUUUGGUUUGUUUUAUUUUUCAGGACCUACUGGACUUGUAACAUUCACAAGAAAAUGUUUGGAUCGUCCCCCGAACUGGAAAAAGUAAUCCACUUCAUGAGAAAUUACUGUCCAUUUAUUCUAUCCAAUAACUGUUAUGGAUUUGAUCCACGUAGGAACAAGGGAAACAUAUAUUUACUGAAUGGUGAUCGAGCUAAAAAGGUCAUUCAUUUUGCUAUGUUUCAGCUCCCAGAAUCAGCUCACAAAGCUCCACAUAACAUGUGCAGGAACCAUAGAAGACGACGGGAACGGCAUGCUGCAGGUAACCUGUAUGGAAGAGUUGACAGACAGCUCUAUACGACUGAAUGUAUGGUCUGUGUCCCAAAUGGCACCCUAUUUCCUAUUUAGUGCACAACUAUUUUUAAUUUUUUAAUUUUAGGGCUCUGGUCAAAAGCAGUGGAUGUUAUAGGGAAUAGGGUGCCAUUUUGAGUCGCAGUCGUGUUGUGCACAAGUACAGAGAGAGCAGGAUAUAGUAUUCUCAAAUGGCACCCUAUUUCCUAUUUAGUGCACAACUAUUUUUUUUUAAAUUUUAGGGCUCUGGUCAAAAGCAGUGGAUGUUAUAGGGAAUAGGGUGCCAUUUUGAGUCGCAGUCGUGUUGUGCACAAGUACAGAGAGAGCAGGAUAGAGUAUUCUAGAAGCAGCUUGGUGGAGCAGGACUCUUACUGUACAUUCCAGGAUUCUUCAUUCCAUAUUCUAAGCCACACAUCCAGCCUAGAGGAGAUCUCUGUUUGAAAGGUGGCUUCUCCUCUCCCUGUUGGAUUGUCUUUCUCUUCUCCUUUUAUGUGCUGUGGUUGUCAGUCACGGAGUCGCCUCACACACGUACUCCCGGCUUUAACUCAGAAUGCUUACUGCCGCUGAACAGGUCCUUUGAGGAAGCGGACGGUUGACAACACGUCUGUGGGACUGCAUGUGUGUAUGCGUGCAUUUGUGCGUGUGUUUUCAUGCGUGCCAAAAGUAUGUGUGUGUGUGUGUGUGUGUGUGCUGGGACUGGGGUCGAGACCCUGCUCUCCCUCUGCUCUCUACCCAGUCCCUUCCCCUCUCUCCCUGUCAGGACGGUCCUCUCUCCCCUCUCCCCUCUCCCCUCUCCCUCUCCCCCUCUCCCCUCUCCCCUCUCCCCCUCUCCCCUCUCCCCUCUCCCCUCUCUCCUCUCCCCUCUCCUCCUCCUCUCCUCUCUCCUCUCUCCUCUCUCCCUCUCCCCUCUCCCCUCUCCCCCUCUCUCCUCUCUCCUCUCCCCUCUACCCUCUACCCUCUCCCCUCUCCCCUCUCUCCUCUCUCCUCUCCCCUCUCCCUUUCACCUUUUGUUUGCCUGCGGAGGCUGUGGUUGCCACGGGCUGACAGCUGAUGGGUGACAUGACCAGAUCCAGCUAGGGCCCGGGCACCCUGCCAUCAGUGAAGGGCCCUCUGGUGAGGAGGGGCUCUCUGACAGCCUGUCAAAGAAAGAGCAGACUGUGUGUGUGCCGCAUCCUGGGCCCCUUGUCCCACCUCCCAACUGUCUGACUGACUGCCUGGGCCCCCCGUCCCACCUCCCAACUGUCUGACUGACUGCCUGGGCCCCCCGUCCCACCACCCAACUGUCUGACUGACUGCCUGGGCCCCCCGUCCCACCACCCAACUGACUGACUGACUGCCUGGGCCCCCCGUCCCACCUCCCAACAGUCUGACUGACUGCCUGGGCCCCCCGUCCCACCUCCCAACUGUCUGACUGACUGCCUGGGCCCCCCGUCCCACCUCCCAACUGUCUGACUGACUGCCUGGGAGUCUUUGGUGAGGAGGUGAGACGGGAGGUGAGACGGGAGGUGAGACGGGAGGUGAGACGGGAGGUGAGACAGACCCAGUUGGCCCUGCCUGGCCUGGGCUGUCUGAGGGACAGUGUGCCAAAACUGACAGUCCUGAAAAUGGUGGAUUAUACAGUUUCCUAUGCAGCAAAACAAUCAGUAUUCCUGUCUAUAUCAGGCCUUGAAGAACCUUGUUUUGUUUCUUGUUUUGUUGUGAAAUGGUAAACAAUGAUAAUAAACAGACCUGGUGCUAUAAAUUGGCAGCUUCAUUAUGCCUGUUGAACAGUUCAUUUGCAGAAUAAAAGGAUAACUUCAAUUUAGGAAAUAAAAGUAGGACGUCAUACAUAGAUUAAGACGAGGAACUCUCCUCAAUUUAGCAACGGCAGGUAGUGACUUGACUGGGUUGGUACUGACCCUGGGGUUGCAUCCCAAAUAGCACCCUAUUCCUGGUAUAGUGCGCUGCUUUUAACCAGAGUGCUAUGGCCCUUGGUCAAAAGUAGUGUGCUAUAUAGAGAAAAGGGUGCAAUUUGGGAUUCAACCUGUGAGUGAAUCUGGGGUGCAGAGAGCAGGACAGGAGUUCUGCUCUGUUCUGACUCUGUUGUGAUGUUGGCUGUCUCCUGGGCUGACAUGGCAGUUCCUCUGUUGUGAUGUUGGCUGUCUCGGCAGUUCCUCUGUUGUGAUGUUGGCUGUCUCCUGGGCUGACAUGGCAGUUCCUCUGUUGUGAUGUUGGCUGUCUCCUGGGCUGACAUGGCAGUUCCUCUGUUGUGAUGUUGGCUGUCUCCUGGGCUGACAUGGCAGUUCCUCUGUUGUGAUGUUAGUUGUCUCCUGGGCUGACAUGGCAGUUCCUCUGUUGUGAUGUUGGCUGUCUCCUGGGCUGACAUGGCAGUUCCUCUGUUGUGAUGUUGGCUGUCUCCUGGGCUGACAUGGCAGUUCCUCUGUUGUGAUGUUGGCUGUCUUCUGGGCUGACAUGGCAGUUCCUCUGUUGUGAUGUUGGCUGUCUCCUGGGCUGACAUGGCAGUUCCUCUGUUGUGAUGUUGGCUGUCUCCUGGGCUGACAUGGGCAGUUCACUCUGUUGUGAUGUUGGCUGUCUCCUGGGCUGACAUGGCAGUUCCUCUGUUGUGAUGUUGGCUGUUCUCCUUGGGCUGACAUGGCAGUUCCUCUGUUGUGAUGUUGGCUGUCUCCUGGGCUGACAUGGCAGUUCCUCUGUUGUGAUGUUGGGCUGUCUCCUGGGCUGACAUGGCAGUUCCUGUUGGGAUGUUGGCUGUCUCUGGGCUGACAUGGCAGUUCUCUGUGUGUUUUCCCCCGUAACAUUGAAUCUGGGCAGACAGAGGACAGGGUGUCUCUUGUUUGCUUGUUGUGAUGUUGGCUGUCUCCUGGGCUGACAUGGCAGUUCCUCUGUUGUGAUGUUGGUGUCUACUGGGCUGACAUGGCAGUCCUCUGUGUGAUGUUGGCUGUCUCCUGGGCUGACAUGAGCAGUUUCCUCUGUUGUGAUGUUGGCUGUCUCCUGGGCUGACCAUGCAUCCUGCUUGUGAUGUUGGCUGUCUCUGGGCUACAUGCAGUCCUGUUGUGAUGUUGCUGUCUCCUGGCUGACAUGCAGUCUCUCUGUGUUAGUUGGCUGUCUCUGCUGACAUGCAGUUCCUCUGUUGUCAUCCCUGCUCUGCUGUCAUAACCUGCGGCUGACAUGGCAGUCACUCUGUUGCUGUUGCUGUCUCUGGCUUGCAUGGCAGUUCACUUGUUCUAGUGUGCAUCACUCUGGCUUGACAUGUGCCAGUUCACCCUGCUUGCUGUCAUCACCCUGUCUGGCUGUCCAUCACCCUGCUCUGCUGUCCAUCACUGCUCUGCUGUCCAUCACUGCUCUGCUGUCCUCACUGCUCUGCUGGCCAUCACUCUGCUCUGUGUCCAUCACCCUGCUCUGCUGUCCUCACCUGCUCGGCUGUCCAUCACCUUCUCUGUUCCAUCAUUGCUCUGCUGUCAUCACUUGGCUCUGCUGUGUCCAUCACUCUGCUCUGCUGUCCAUCACUGCUCUGCUGUCCAUCACUUCUGCUCUGCUUGUCCAUCACUCUGCUCUGCUUUCCAUCACUCUGCUCUGCUGUCCAUCACUGCUCUGCUGUCCAUCACUCUGCUCUGCUGUCCAUCACUGCUCGACUGCUGCUGUCCAUCACUGCUCUGCUGUCCAUCACUCUGCUCUGCUGUCCAUCACCUGCUCUGCUGUAUACCUCUGCUCCACCUGCUCUGCUGUCCAUCACUCUGCUCUGCUGUCCAUCCUCUGUUUCCAAUGCUGUUCCAUCACUUCUUGCUUCCUCAUGCUCUGUUCCAUCACUGCUCUGCUGUCCAUCACUGCUCUGCUGUCCAUCACUCUGCUCUGCUGUCCAUCACUCUGCUCUGCUGUCCAUCACCUGCUCUGCUGUCCACUGUCUGCUUCCUGCAUUCUGCUUGUCCAUCACUGCUGCUUCACUGUCUGUCCAUCACCUGCUCUGCUUUCCAUCACUCUGCUCUGCUGUCCAUCACCCUGCUCUGCUGUCCAUCACCUGCUCUGCUGUCCAUCACCUGCUCUGCUGUCCAUCACUCUCUGCUUCUAUCUGCUUUCCAUCACUCUGCUCUGCUGUCCAUCACCCUGCUCUGCUGUCCAUCACCCUGCUCUGCUGUCCAUCACCUGCUCUGCUGUCCAUCACUGCUCUGCUUUCCAUCACUCAUGCUCUGCUGGUCCAUCACUCUGCUCUGCUGUCCAUCACCCUGCUCUGCUGUCCAUCACUGCUCUGCUGUCCAUCACCGUUGCUCAUGCUGUCCAUCACCCUGCUCUGCUGUCCAUCACUGCUCUGCUGUCCAUCACUGCUCUGCUGCCAUCACUCUGCUCUGCUGUCCAUCACUGCUCUGCUGUCCAUCACCCUGCUCUGCUGUCCAUCACCUGCUCUGCUGUCCAUCACCCUGCUCUGCUGUCCAUCACCCUGCUCUGCUGUCCAUCACCCUGCUCUGCUGUCCAUCACCCUGCUCUGCUGUCCAUCACCCUGUUGCUGUGCCAUCACCCUGCUCUGCUGUCCAUCACCCUGCUCUGCUGUCCAUCACCCUGCUCUGCUGUCCAUCACCUGCUCUGCUGUCCAUCACCCUGCUCUGCUGUCCAUCACCCUGCUCUGCUGUCCAUCACCCUGCUCUGCUGUCCAUCACCUGCUCUGCUGUCCCAUCACUCUGCUCUGCUGUCCAUCACCCUGCUCUGUGUCCAUCACCUGCUCUGCUGUCCAUCACCCUGUUCUUGCUGUCCGCAUCACCCUGCUCUGCUGUCACCCGCUCUCUGUCCAUCACCCUGCUUGCUGGCCACACCCUGCUCUGCUGUCCACACCCUGCUCUGCUGUCCAUCACCCUGCUCUGCUGUCCACACCUGCUCUGCUGUCCAUCACCACUGCUCUGCUGUCCAUCUCUGCUCUGCUGUCCAUCCCACUGCUCUGCAGGUGACUUUAUCAUCCUCUUUUUCCCCUGAUGCUUCCUAGUCCACCCUGUCUGUCUCACUCUCUCUGCUGCACUCUCUCUCUCUCUUCUCUCUCUCUCAUCUCUCUCUCUCCUCUGCUCUCUCUCUCUCCUCUCCUCUAUUCCUAGAUCUCCUCUCUCUCUCUCUCUCUCUCUCUCUCUCUCUCUCUCUCUUCUCUCUCUCUCUCUCUCUCUCUCUCUCUCUAUGCAGGUGGACUUUGCCAACCGGUUUGUGGGCGGAGGGGUCACGUCAUCAGGUCUGGUUCAGGAAGAGAUUCGCUUCCUGAUUAACCCAGAACUCAUCGUCUCUCGCCUCUUCACUGAAGCCCUGCAGUACAAUGAGUGUCUCGUCAUCACAGGUCAGACAGCCCCUAAAAACAAUCCCCACUACUGUCUACCCUAGGAACCAUACUGCAGUUCAACUGCACUGCUGACUCCUAUCAAAAAUAUAGAAACGCAACAUGUAAAGUGUUGGUCCCAUGUUUCAUGAGCUGAAAGAAAAGAUCCCAUAAAUAUUUAUAACGUACAAAAAGCUUAUUUCUCUCAAAUGUUGUGCACAAAUUGGUUUACAUCGCUGUUAGUGAGCAUUUCUCCUUUGCCAAGAUAAUCCAUCCACCUGACAGGUGUGGCAUAUCAAGAAGAUGAUUAACCAGCAUGAUCAUUACAUUAGUGGACCUUGUGCUGGGGACAAUAAAAGGCCACUCUAAAAUGUGCAGUUUUGUCACACAACACAAUGCAACAGAUGUCUCAAGUUUUGAGGGAGCAUGCAAUUGGCAUGCUGACUGCAGGAAUGUCCACCAGAGCUGUUGCCAGAUAAUUUAAUGGUAAUUUCUCUACCAUAAGCCGCCUCCAAUGUCGUUUUAUAGAACUUGUCAGUACGUCCAACCGGCCUCACAACCGCAGACCACGUGUAUGGCGUCAUCUUGGCGAGCGGUUUGCUGAUGUCAACGUUGUGAACAGAGUGUUGCAUGGUGGGGUUAGGGAAUUGGCAGGCUUAAGCUACGGACAAAAAGCACAAUUGUAUUUUAUCGAUGGCAAUUUGAAUGCACAGAGAUACCGUGACGAGAUCCUGAUGCCCAUUCUGAGGCCCAUUUGUUUAAGGUAUCUGUGACCAACGGAUGCAUAUCUGUAUUCCCAGUCAUGUGAAAUCCAUAGAUUAGGACAUUCAUGAAUUUAUUUCAAUUCACUGAUUUCCUCAUAUGAACUGGAACUCAGUAAAAUCAAUGAAAUUGUUGCAUGUUGCGUUUUACAUUUUUUGUUCAGUAUAUGUAUUGAUGGACAAGAAUCUGUUGAGAAUCUGAGAGCGCAAGGCCAGGUAUAGGCAUUGUGUGUAUAUAUAUGGCUGGCUGGGGUACUUCGUAAUGCUGUGUACAGUGGAGCCCUCAUCUGAAGGAGGAAAUAACAGGACAGACGACAGCAGAACCCUUCAACCCUUCAGUCCAACCUGUCAGGUACCUCUCACAGCACCAGGCAGCAGUCCAGAGGACCUACUGCUGUGA